Rubroshorea leprosula is the source of this 518-nucleotide messenger RNA. NCBI's taxonomy places the organism in Eukaryota, Viridiplantae, Streptophyta, Magnoliopsida, Malvales, Dipterocarpaceae. The record is from the annotation of a GenBank genome assembly.
UUGAGGAUUCUUCAUCUUUCUCUAAGUGGCCAAUAGAUCAGAAAUUAUAUUCAGAAUCAGCAUGUGAUACAACUUCUAAAUCCAUGAAAUACGGAGAACAUGAUCAUGUUUUUCCACCUGAUUCUGUUGAGUACUUGAACUUGGAGGCAAAAUCAAUCUGCCCUUCUGCUAUAAAGCAGAGUUUGUUUGAUUGUUUAUUAACGGAAGAAGGUUCAAAGAAGCUGGACGGUUUAAAUUGGAUGCUUGAGGAACUAGGAGACAUUACAGAUGUAGAUGAGCCACAUAUGCUGUCCUGUUCUGGGGCUUUAUGGGGAACAGUUGAAAAUGAAAUUGGGAUUGAGAUUGGUGUUUCCAGCAUUCCCUCCGAAGGACAAUUUCAUACCUCUGUGCCUGAUCCUUCUGUGUCCCAGGACCAACUUUUUAGCAUUAUUGAUUUCUCACCAAAUUGGGCAUAUUUAGACUCUGAAACUAAGGGAUUGAAAUAGAGCAUUCUUCAUCAUUAGAGUUGUAUGUACUAU